Molecule: messenger RNA, 5020 nt
Organism: Pantherophis guttatus
Lineage: Eukaryota; Metazoa; Chordata; Lepidosauria; Squamata; Colubridae
Source: RefSeq, a predicted model, not a curated record
CAUCUUCCGGGUCACCCACGGGAGAAUGAAGGCAUCGGCGGAGCCUCUUGUGCUUUUUGAAGGGUCGGAGCGGCUCCUGGGAGACAAAGUGGAUGCCAAAAAGAGCACUCUGGACAACAGACAAUGAGAAACAGCCUUAAAAUGCAAAAGAAGCCAUCAAUCAAAAUCUUCCACUUCCUCCAAAAAGUGUAAAAACUUUUCUCCUUCUCCAGCUGAUUAGAGACAAUGGAGAGAAUUAUGAAAGUAAAGCUUUCAGCUGGAAAGAAAGAAUAUUUGGAACGCAAGGAAGCAUUACAUGACAAGUCAAGGAGGAUAAUUUCUAAAUAAAGAACACCUGGAAGUCAGUGGGAAGAAAAAGGUUCCAUGGAUAGCCAAAACUGGCAGCUAUUAACGAAAGCCUUUGUGGAAGGAAAGAGUAGCAUGAAUCAAAAAACCACCAGGUAAGGGAUCAGAAACAUUGUUGGUCUCCUCAAGAAUCCAAGAAUAUCAGUGUUGGAAAAUCCCCACAGACUACCUAGUUUGGGAAAAACACAGAUUGCAGAUCACAUCUGAUUGAUGCAUAAAUUGAACCACCCGUGAAAAGUCAUACAAAUGUUUGGCGUACAACAGAAAGCUUUACUCAGAAAAGGUUUCUCGUGACUCGUGGAAGGACCCAUACCGAAGAGAAACUCUACUAGUGCUCCCAUUGUGACAAAAGAUUUAGCAUGGACACCAAUCUGGCGAUACACCAGAGGACUCCCACAGGAGAGAAACCAUAUGAGUGUCUGGAUUGUGGGAAAAGUUUUCUGCAUAAUUCAAAACUGGUGAUACACCAGAGGACUCACACAGGAGAGAAACCAUAUGAGUGUCCAGAUUGUGGGAAAAUGUUCAGUCAGAAUUCCUACCUGGUGAGACACCGGAGGACUCACACAGGAGAGAAACCAUAUGAGUGUCCGGAUUGUGGGAAAAGUUUCAGUCGGAAUUCCCACCUGGUGGAACACCAGAUGACUCACACGGGAGAGAAACCAUAUGAGUGUCCGGAUUGUGGGAAACGUUUCCAGCAGAAUUCCAAGCUGGUGGUACACCAGAGGACUCACACGGGAGAGAAACCAUAUGAGUGUCCGGACUGUGGGAAAAGUUUCAAGGAGAAUUCCAAGCUUGUGAUACAUCAGAGGAGUCACACAGGAGAGAAACCAUUUGAAUGUCCGGAUUGUGGGAAAAGAUUCACUCAGAAUUCCUACCUGGUGAUACACCAGAGAAUUCAUACUGGAGAGAUACCAUAUGAGUGUCUGGAUUGUGGGAAAUUUUUUAGUAGGAAUUCCAAACUGCUCAUGCACCAAAGGACUCACAAGGGAGAGAAACCAUUUGAAUGUCCUGAUUGUGGAAAAGGUUUCAAUUGCAAUUCUGACCUGGUGGUACACCAGAGGAUUCACACAGGAGAAAAACCGUAUGAGUGUUUGGAGUGUGGGAAAAGUUUCAUUCAAAAUUCCCACCUUGUGGAACACCGCAAGACUCACACAGGAGAAAAACCAUAUAAGUGUCCAAUUUGUGGGAAAGGUUUCUAUCGGAAUUCUCAUGUGUUAGUACACCAGAGGUCUCAUACGGGAGAGAAACCAUUUGAGUGUCUAUUUUGUGGGAAACGUUUCAGUCAGAAUUCCUAUCUGGUUAAACACCAGAGAAUUCACACAGGAGAAAAACCAUAUGAGUGUCCUGAAUGUGAGAAAAAGUUCAGUCGGAAUUCCGACUUGAUGAUACACUGGAGGACUCACACAGGGGAGAAACCGUAUGAGUGUCCAGAUUGUGGGAAAGCUUUCAGUAUCAGGUCUAGCCUUAUAAAUCAUCUGGUGAUACACCAGAGAAUUCACACUGGAGAGAAACCAUAUGACUGUCCAGAUUGUGGGAAAAGGUUCAGUCAGAAUUCAAACCUGGUGAUACACCGGAGGACUCACACUGGAGAAAAACCAUAUGAGUGUCCUGAUUGUGGGAAAAGUUUCCAGCAGAAUUCUAAGCUUGUGAUACACCAGAGGACUCACACGGGAGACAAACCAUAUAAGUGUCCAGAUUGUGGGAAAGGUUUCAAUUGGAAUUCCGAGUUGGAAGUACACCAGAGGACUCACACUGGAGAAAAACCAUAUGAGUGUCCGAAUUGUGGGAAAAGUUUCAGUCGGAAUUCCCACCUGGUAGAACACCAGAGGACUCACACAGGAGAGAAACCAUAUGAGUGUCCCGAUUGUGGGAAAAGGUUCCAGCAGAAUUCCAAGUUGGUGAUACACCAGAGGACUCACACGGGAGAGAAGCCAUAUGAGUGUCCUGAUUGUGGGAAAAGUUUCAAGCAGAAUUCCAAACUGGUGAUACACCAGAGGACUCACACAGGAGAGAAACCAUAUGAGUGUCCGGAUUGUGGGAAAAGUUUCACUCAGAAUGCCAACCUGGUGAUACACCAGAGGACUCACACUGGAGAGAUACCAUAUGAGUGUCUGGAUUGUGGGAAACUUUUUAGUAGGAAUUCCAAACUGCUCAUGCACCAGAGGACUCACACGGGAGAGAAACCAUUUGAAUGUCCUGAUUGUGGAAAAGGUUUCAAUUGGAAUUCUGAUCUGGUGAUACACCAGAGGAUUCACACAGGAGAAAAGCCGUAUGAGUGUCUGGAGUGUGGGAAAACUUUCAUUCGAAAUUCCCACCUUGUGCAACACCGCAGGACUCACACAGGAGAAAAACCAUAUAAGUGUCCAGAUUGUGGAAAAGGUUUUUAUCGGAAUUCCCACCUGGUAGUGCACCAGAGAUCUCACACAGGGGACAAACCAUAUCAGUGUCUGGAUUGUGGGAAAAGUUUCAAUUGGAAUUCUACCCUAGUGAUACACCAGAGGACUCAUACAGGAGAAAAACCAUAUGAGUGUCUCGAGUGUGGGAAAAGUUUCAUUCGAAAUUCUGACUUGGUGAUACACCAGAGGAUUCACACAGGAGAGAAACUCUAUGACUGUUUGGAUUGUGGAAAAAGUUUCAGUCAGAAUUCUCAUCUGAUGUUACACCAGAGGUCUCACACGGGAGAGAAACCAUAUGAGUGUCUAUUUUGUGGGAAAGGUUUCAGUCAAAAUUCCUAUCUGGUUAAACACCAGAGAAUUCACACAGGUGAAAAACCAUAUGAGUGUCCUGAAUGUGGGAAAAGUUUCAUUCGGAAUUCCGGCUUGGUGAUACACUGGAGGACUCACACUGGGGAGAAACCUUAUGAGUGUCCAGAUUGUGGGAAAGAUUUCAGUAUCAGGUCUAGCCUUAUAAAUCAUGUAAGGUUACACACAGGGGAGAAACCAUUCAAGUGCCCAGAUUGUGGGCAGUGUUUUACACAAAAUUCCUCUCUUACCGCACACAAGAAAUUCCAUAUGAAGCAAAAUUUGAUAUGUGUAGAGGAAUCUUGAAUUUGGUUUCUCUUCUCUCUUUGGAAGCCCAGUUGAUAAAUUAACCAUUUAAUUUCUUGCUUUAUUCUUUUUAGUCAAACAUGUCUUAGUAUCAAACAUGAGGGAGGAGAUCUGAGCUAUUUUUCUCUGGUGGUGUGUGGUUGUUCCCUUUCAUAGUGUCGACGGGAAUUGCCAUGCUGGGCCAGAGAAAAGGCGCUUAGUUCUUAUUAGGUAUAUUUGUCAACUUGAGUUAAUUCUACAUAUAAUAAAGGCGGGAUAUAGAUAUGUAUAUAUGUAUGUAUAUAUGUAUUUUUAUUUAUGAAGAAAUUAUGUAUGGCAGCCCAACUCAACGUGACUCCAGACUGCUUAUAACAAUAAAACCUUAAUACAGAAACCAAUAAACCCCAUAUAUAGCAAAUAGCAAAAUACAAAACCUAGAGAUUUGACAUUUGACAUACUCCCUCAUCAUUGCAUUCCCCACCAUUGUUCCCCAGCAGACUGAAAAGGGCCCAGGUGUCUUCCUCCUACACAGCCCUUUCACUGGGUGGCAAAGUCAGAACUGCAAGCAGAGAGUGAGUUGUAGUCCCAAGCUGCCAAUCUUUCAUUGCCCUCUUCAGCUGCAAUUAGAAAAGAUCUGAAUCUGCAGCAAUGCCUUGAACUGCCCUGCCAGGAAAACCUCUCAUGAUUUUAUUAUGCAUAGAAAACUGCUGUUGAGGGUAUAUAGCCUGCCAGGAUGGCAAAUGUCCAGAAGGGGGGAAAUCGUUCUUCCAGCCCUCUCCUGAUAUGGAAAAGAAAUUUAUUUAUUUAUUUAUUUUUAUAUGCCGCCCUUCUCCGGAGACUCAGGGCGGCUUACAAUGCGUUAAGCAAUAGCCUUCAUACUUUUGUAUAUUUUAUACAAAGUCAGCUUAUUGCCCCCACAACCUGGGUCCUCAAUUUACCCACCUUAGAAAGGAUGGAAGGCUGAGUCGACCUUGAGCCUGGUGAGAAUUGAACUUGCAGUAAUUGCAGGCUGCUGGAUGUUAAAUGCUGCCUUAGUAGGAGGCAUUAGCCUCCUAUGCCACUCAGGCUCCACCAAUAUGGGUGGUAGUCAGUUUGUAACAGCCGUUAGUGCUAGAACUACUUUAUCAGGAGGCAACUGGACUUUCUGGCUUUUCUUUGAAGAUGUUUCGCUUCUCAUCCAAGAAGCUUCUUCAGCUCUGACUGGAUGGUGGGGGAUGGAAGGAGUCCUAGUCCUUGCAGACAGCUUGCCAUUUGCAUUCUUUCAGAGAGUCUUUAAGGCCGCCUGGAGGUUUAUCUGUGUCCUCAGGGUCACGUGAGUAGUGGAAAUAGGUGUGGAGCCUUCGUGACUGCAGGAUGGUUUCGGUCCUGUGUUCCUUCACUGUUGGAGAGAGAGAGGAUGCCAAGAAGACCACUAUGGACAACAGAGAAUGAGAAGCAGCAUUAAAAUACAAAAUAAACCAUCAAUAAAAAUCUUUUUUGAUUUCUCUACAAAGUGGAAAAGCUCUUCUUCCUCGGCAGAUGAGAAACAAGGGAAAGAAAAACAAGAAAAAAGUUUUGAACUGGAAAAAUUAGAAUAUAUGGAACUGAGGAAAACAUUACAUGAAACGUCAAGGAGGAUAAUUUCUAAAUAAAGAAAAAAUACUUGGAAA